AUGACAUCGGAGUCCCACAAGGAAUUGGGAGGAAUCAUCACCGAAGCCAAUCGACACGUCGAAAGUUUGCGCUACCUUCAACAAGAAAUCACUGGAGUAUCGGAGCAUAUAAUUGUUUAUAUGCUUAUUUCUGCCUUGGACAAGGCAACUCGUAAGUCGUGGGAAGCCACUCAGAAGAAAGGCGAGCUGCAAAAUUACAAACAAGUCAACGAGUUCCUGAAAUCCAGAUGUCAGAUUCUAGAAAACUGUGAAGCGGCUUUCCAAACAGCACCUCCAAUUUUCAAAAGCAAGCAGCAACCAACGAAAGUUUUGCCACAGAAGAGCCACACCGUCUCGGCAAGUACACCUCAAACUUGUGAGAUUUGCGGUGGUGAUCAUCGGAACUACCAAUGCAACGCGCUAAUUUACCUGACGGCAUCCCAGAAAAAUGAAAAGAUACGGGCCGCUGGAAAACCGUCCAACGUUUCUCUUCCCGCGGAAGCAGUGGCAAGCACACCACCGGUUCCGGCUGCUUCGAAUCAACCAUCCACAUCGAAGCAGAAGAUUCCUGCCAUCAUAGAGCCACCUGUGUCUACGACCUGUUCAUCCAACCUAGCCCAAGCGACCAAGACUGUUCUGCUGCUUACCGCAGUGGUACAUGUGUUUGAUCAGGAGAACCACCCUCAUCCAUGCCGCGUUCUAUUGGAUAGCGGAUCCCAAGUGAACUUUGUGACUGAAGAUAUGGUCAACCGUCUUGGUCUCCCAAAGAAACACGCCAAUGUUCCGAUUGUUGGUAUCAACGCAUUGCGAUCCCACGCUCGGGAUAAAACCACCUUGAAGUUCAAAUCCCGAGUUUCGAACUUCCAAGCAAGUCUCGAGUGCCUGAUUACACCGAAGGUGACUGGUACAAUACCAGUGUCGAAGAUCAACACCACACACUGGAAUCUCCCCGAAGGAGUGGUUUUGGCCGAUCCCGGCUUCAAUACGCCACAAAAAGUUGACCUGCUAAUUGGUGCUGAGCUGUUCUUCGAUAUCCUGAAACCGAGCCAAUUAAGCCUAGAUGAUAACCUGCCACAGCUGAGAGAUACUCAUCUUGGAUGGAUUAUAUCGAGCGAAUGA
Wyeomyia smithii (pitcher-plant mosquito) is the source of this 1098-nucleotide messenger RNA. RefSeq lists its product as uncharacterized. Lineage: Eukaryota; Metazoa; Arthropoda; Insecta; Diptera; Culicidae. The record is from RefSeq and is a predicted model, not a curated record. The transcript is spliced from 3 exons. Bases 1 to 1098 code for a protein of 365 amino acids.